Closterium sp. NIES-65 is the source of this 12462-nucleotide messenger RNA. NCBI's taxonomy places the organism in Eukaryota, Viridiplantae, Streptophyta, Zygnematophyceae, Desmidiales, Closteriaceae. The record is from the annotation of a GenBank genome assembly.
AUGUGCCUUCAACGUGUAAGCCCCAAGCUCAAUAUCCGUUUUGCCCAACCCCUCGGCUCCGUGGCUCUCGGCGAGUCAUACGCAGCCCUAGUAGUACCACUAUCAGCGUUGUCAACUCUUCGCACGGCGUCGGUUGUUCCACCGCCGCCUUUCCCAAACGAGUCGUUCCCAGUACUAGUAGUACGGAGUGAUUGCGGAGGCAGGGGUUCAACAAGUAGCAGUAAAAUGGGAGGGUGGAGAGACUGGCUCGGAAAAGGUGGAGGGGUUGGAGAAAAAGAGGAAGAAACGGCAGGGGCGGGUGCGGAUGAUGAAGUGCCGCUGUUGGAUGACGAGGAGGUGGCGCGGGCGGACAAGAAGGUCAUUCAGGCGGUGUUUGAGCGAGUGGUGGAGGCGCAGGCGCAGCUGCACAACUACAAGAGCCUCGUCGUUUUCGCGCUCUUCACCGCCCUCUACCUCCUCAUGCUCUGCCUUCAGCGCGGCAUGCUCAUGCCCACUCACAACACACGACCUCUCAUAGUUCCUGCAUUGUGCAUGCUCGCUCCUCCCCGUGUGUCACGCGUCCCCACCACCAGGCGCAGUCCUUCCAGAGCUACCACGUGGCCACCGCUCACAACGUCCUGCUGCCUCCGGUAUGCCUUUGGCCGCCUCUCCUCUGCCUGCCUGCCUCGCUGGCCCCCUCUAUGCGACUUCAUUUGCUUGCUACUCUGGCACAUGCCAUUGCCACGCCACCACAUGCCAUUGCCACGCCACCACAUGCCAUUGCCCCCUCUCGCCACAUACAUCUCCCCUCUCGCCACAUACAUCUCCCCUCUCGCCACAUGCCUCUCCCCUCUCGCCACAUACAUCUCCCCUCUCGCCACAUACAUCUCCCCUCUCGCCACAUACAUCUCCCCUCUCGCCACAUACAUCUCCCCUCUCGCCACAUACAUCUCCCCUCUCGCCACAUAUAUCUCCCCUCUCGCCACAUGCCUCUCCCCUCUCGCCACAUGCCUCUCCCCUCUCGCCACAUACAUCUCCCCUCUCGCCACAUACAUCUCCCCUCUCGCCACAUACAUCUCCCCUCUCGCCACAUGCCUCUCCCCUCUCGCCACAUACAACUCUCCUCCAACCGCCGCCCCAUGCAAGAUGCUCUCUGACUAUUCAAAGACUGCAAGCUACUCCUUUGCCAGCAGCAGCGCUUUCUACACCUGGCUCAACGACAGCAUCAUUCAGGCCGUAUGGACGGACCCGCAGUGUGGCGACGGCACAUGCACGCCCCCCAUGGAGGUGCCAGCGGUGGGUCGCUUCGGGUGCGCCCUGGACUGCGGGUUGGCCAGCAACGUGACGGCGGUGACGGUGGCGCUGCGCUGGCGCUUUGCAUCCACGGAUGCCAUGGCGGCCUCCUCCUGGAACCUCUGCUCCACCUCCAUCCGCGACGUCUGCUGGUUCGAGGGUGCGCAGGUGUUCACGGAGGUGGCAGGCUGGCACACGCUCACGCUGCAGCUGCCAGACAACGACUGGUUCGUCUCACUCACUGCACCGGACGGCGGGGUGAGCGUGUACGUGUACGAGUCACAGCCCACCACCAGCCAGGACGGACCACUGCUGCCUUCAGCCUCCCUCGACGCAGCUGCGGCAGCAGCAGCAUCAGCAGCACCGCCCUCCUCACCCACUCCCGCGCCUCCCCCCUCUAGCGCCGGCGCCCCUGCCUCCUCACCCUCUGCAGCGCCGUCUCCUUCGGGGGGCGUGAAGGGGAGGGUGCGGCCGUCCAACGGCACGGGCGCUAACGUGCUGCUGGCGCUCAUCGAUGGCUGCGUGGUGGAUGGCGAGAGCGGUCUGCAGCGGUGCAGACAGGCAACCACAGCAACAGUGGCAGCCGAAGAAGCAGAAGCAGGCCCAUCGUCUGCCCGCCUCCUUGCUGCGUUGGCUCCCGAUGACACGAAAGAGCAGAGCCUCAUGACGUCUGUCCUCCAGGUGCCUGCUGCUUCCCCACCCGAGGCUUCACUUCUUUUCCUGCUGCUCUCUUUGCCUUGCACGUUCUUCUCUCUUUGCCUUGCACGUUCUGCUCUCUUUGUCUUGCAAGUUCUGCUCUCUUUGCCUUGCACGUUCUGCUCUCGUUGCCUUGCACGUUCUUCUCUCUUUGCCUUGCACGUUCUGCUCUCUUUGCCUUGCACGUUCCGCUCUCUUUGCCUUGCACGUUCUUCUCUCUUUGCCUUGCACGUUCUGCUCUCUUUGCCUUGCACGUUCUGCUCUCUUUGCCUUGCAUGUUCUGCUCUCUUUGCCUUGCACGUUCUGCUCUCUUUGCCUUCCACGUUCUGCUCUCUUUGCCUUGCACGUUCUUCUCUCUUUGCCUUGCACGUUCUGCUCUCUUUGCGUUGCACGUUCUGCUCUCUUUGCCUUGCACGUUCUUCUCUCUUUGCCUUGCACGUUCUGCUCUCUUUGCCUUGCACGUUCUGCUCUCUUUGCCUUGCACGUUCUGCUCUCUUUGCCUUGCACGUUCUGCUCUCUUUGCCUUGCACGUUCUGCUCUCUUUGCCUUGCACGUUCUGCUCUCUUUGCCUUGCACGUUCUGCUCUCUUUGCCUUGCACGUUCUUCUCUCUUUGCCUUGCACGUUCUUCUCUCUUUGCCUUGCACGUUCUUCUCUCUUUGCCUUGCACAUUCUUCUCUCGUUGCCUUGCACGUUCUGCUCUCUUUGCCUUGCACGUUCUGCUCUCUUUGCCUUGCACGUUCUGCUCUCGUUGCCUUGCACGUUCUUCUCUCUUUGCCUUGCACGUUCUGCUCUCUUUGCCUUGCACGUUCCGCUCUCUUUGCCUUGCACGUUCUUCUCUCUUUGCCUUGCACGUUCUGCUCUCUUUGCCUUGCACGUUCUGCUCUCUUUGCCUUGCACGUUCUUCUCUCUUUGCCUUGCACGUUCUUCUCUCUUUGCCUUGCACGUUCUUCUCUCUUUGCCUUGCACGUUCUUCUCUCUUUGCCUUGCACGUUCUUCUCUCGUUGCCUUGCACGUUCUGCUCUCUUUGCCUUGCACGUUCUGCUCUCUUUGCCUUGCACGUUCUGCUCUCGUUGCCUUGCACGUUCUUCUCUCUUUGCCUUGCACGUUCUGCUCUCUUUGCCUUGCACGUUCCGCUCUCUUUGCCUUGCACGUUCUUCUCUCUUUGCCUUGCACGUUCUGCUCUCGUUGCCUUGCACGUUCUUCUCUCUUUGCCUUGCACGUUCUGCUCUCUUUGCCUUGCACGUUCCGCUCUCUUUGCCUUGCACGUUCUUCUCUCUUUGCCUUGCACGUUCUGCUCUCUUUGCCUUGCACGUUCUGCUCUCUUUGCCUUGCAUGUUCUGCUCUCUUUGCCUUGCACGUUCUGCUCUCUUUGCCUUCCACGUUCUGCUCUCUUUGCCUUGCAUGUUCUUCUCUCUUUGCCUUGCACGUUCUGCUCUCUUUGCGUUGCACGUUCUGCUCUCUUUGCCUUGCACGUUCUUCUCUCUUUGCCUUGCACGUUCUGCUCUCUUUGCCUUGCACGUUCUGCUCUCUUUGCCUUGCACGUUCUGCUCUCUUUGCCUUGCACGUUCUGCUCUCUUUGCCUUGCACGUUCUGCUCUCUUUGCCUUGCACGUUCUUCUCUCUUUUCCUUGCACGUUUUUCUCUCUUUGCCUUGCACGUUCUUCUCUCUUUGCCUUGCACAUUCUUCUCUCGUUGCCUUGCACGUUCUGCUCUCUUUGCCUUGCACGCUCUGCUCUCUUUGCCUUGCACGUUCUGCUCUCGUUGCCUUGCACGUUCUUCUCUCUUUGCCUUGCACGUUCUGCUCUCUUUGCCUUGCACGUUCCGCUCUCUUUGCCUUGCACGUUCUUCUCUCUUUGCCUUGCACGUUCUGCUCUCUUUGCCUUGCACGUUCUGCUCUCUUUGCCUUGCACGUUCUUCUAUCUUUGCCUUGCACGUUCUUCUCUCUUUGCCUUGCACGUUCUUCUCUCUUUGCCUUGCACGUUCUUCUCUCUUUGCCUUGCACGUUCUUCUCUCGUUGCCUUGCACGUUCUGCUCUCUUUGCCUUGCACGUUCUGCUCUCUUUGCCUUGCACGUUCUGCUCUCGUUGCCUUGCACGUUCUUCUCUCUUUGCCUUGCACGUUCUGCUCUCUUUGCCUUGCACGUUCCGCUCUCUUUGCCUUGCACGUUCUUCUCUCUUUGCCUUGCACGUUCUGCUCUCUUUGCCUUGCACGUUCUGCUCUCUUUGCCUUGCACGUUCUUCUAUCUUUGCCUUGCACGUUCUUCUCUCUUUGCCUUGCACGUUCUUCUCUCUUUGCCUUGCACGUUCUUCUCUCUUUGCCUUGCACGUUCUUCUCUCGUUGCCUUGCACGUUCCGCUCUCUUUGCCUUGCACGUUCUUCUCUCUUUGCCUUGCACGUUCUGCUCUCUUUGCCUUGCACGUUCUGCUCUCUUUGCCUUGCAUGUUCUGCUCUCUUUGCCUUGCACGUUCUGCUCUCUUUGCCUUCCACGUUCUGCUCUCUUUGCCUUGCAUGUUCUUCUCUCUUUGCCUUGCACGUUCUGCUCUCUUUGCGUUGCACGUUCUGCUCUCUUUGCCUUGCACGUUCUUCUCUCUUUGCCUUGCACGUUCUGCUCUCUUUGCCUUGCACGUUCUGCUCUCUUUGCCUUGCACGUUCUGCUCUCUUUGCCUUGCACGUUCUGCUCUCUUUGCCUUGCACGUUCUGCUCUCUUUGCCUUGCACGUUCUGCUCUCGUUGCCUUGCACGUUCUUCUCUCUUUGCCUUGCACGUUCUGCUCUCUUUGCCUUGCACGUUCCGCUCUCUUUGCCUUGCACGUUCUUCUCUCUUUGCCUUGCACGUUCUGCUCUCUUUGCCUUGCACGUUCUGCUCUCUUUGCCUUGCACGUUCUUCUCUCUUUGCCUUGCACGUUCUUCUCUCUUUGCCUUGCACGUUCUGCUCUCUUUGCCUUGCACGUUCUGCUCUCUUUGCCUUGCACGUUCUGCUCUCGUUGCUUUGCACGUUCUUCUCUCUUUGCCUUGCACGUUCUGCUCUCUUUGCCUUGCACGUUCUGCUCUCUUUGCCUUGCACGUUCUUCUCUCUUUGCCUUGCACGUUCUGCUCUCUUUGCCUUGCACGUUCGGCUCUCUUUGCCUUGCACGUUCUUCUCUCUUUGCCUUGCACGUUCUUCUCUCUUUGCCUUGCACGUUCUGCUCUCUUUGCCUUGCACGUUCUUCUCUCUUUGCCUUGCACGUUCCGCUCUCUUUGCCUUGCACGUUCUGCUCUCUUUGCCUUGCACGUUCUUCUCUCUUUGCCUUGCACGUUCUGCUCUCGUUGCCUUGCACGUUCUGCUCUCUUUGCCUUGCACGUUCUGCUCUCGUUGCCCUGCACGUUCUUCACCUAUCUCAUCUCCAAACCUGCCUGCCCGGCACAGCGCUCAGCGCCGGUGCAUUGGGCCCCUCACCUCAAAGGUCGCACGGCCUUCCGGUCUUCUUCACACAUUGCCUUCCCCUAUGCCCUUCCCUGCACCCGCCCUUCCUUGCACCCGCCCUGCCCUGCAGCGUCUGCCGCUGCGCCAAUCAAGCGAGACCAGCUGCUCGCUUGGGAGAGCCUCGGGACAGCCAAUGACGAGCGAAUCAGGGCGUGCCAGGUGGCAGUGGCGCGGGCGCUGUACACCGUAGUGAAGGAGAACUGCCUGGCCGGGCCGACCGGUGGCGCCAGCAAUGAUACCACCAGCAGCAGCAGCAGCAGCAGCAGCAGCAGCAUGGGCAGCGGCGGGUUGUUUCUAUCGUCCUCGCCGGCCAAGAGCCUCUCCCUUGCCUCUCGCAAUCGCCUCGUCGCCUUCCUCUGCACACUCUUUGGCGGCCCUGUGGCCGACCACCCCCUCUGCAACUUCACGGAACCCUCCUCUGGGCGGCAUCCAUCUCGGCGCUUCUCUGCCGCCCAGCAGUCUCUCUUCAUCCAAAUCCUCAUCAUGGCGCUGCAGUCAGUCGUGCAGAAGAUGCCAGAUGAUGCCGUCCAAGCUGCCACUCGCCUGCUGCAUGCCUAUGACGAUGCAGUCGUCUCCAAUGCUUCUUCCUGCCCCCAAGGUGCCCUUUGCGUGCUUACUCGCCCCAUUCACGUCGCUCAGCUCUCGUGUUCUGCUGGCUCUGCUGCCAAUGGACAACCCUCUGCUGCCAAUGGACAACCCUCUGCUGCCAAUGGACAACCCUCUGCUGCCAAUGGGCAACCCUCUCCAUUGCCCCACUCACUCACUCACUUCGCUUCAAUUUCCGACUUCACAGUGCUGUGGGACUCAACCUCCUUCGCCCGCCGGGCCAUUGCGGACGGCCAGAGGGUCACGUGGGUGUGGAAUGACGACAAUUACCACGAGCUCAGAGGUGCGCCUGUAGCGAGCUCAGAGGCUGCUCCCUCCCGCACUCCUCCACUGCUCCCCUCUGCACUCCUCCACUGCUCCCCUCUGCACUCCUCCACUGCUCCCCUCUGCACUCCUCCACUGCUCCCCUCUGCACUCCUUCACUACUCCCUCCUGCACUCCUCCACUGCUCCCCUCUGCACUCCUCCACUGCUCCCCUCUGCACUCCUCCACUGCUCCCCUCUGCACUCCUCCACUGCUCCCCUCUGCACUCCUUCACUACUCCCUCCUGCACUCCUUCACUGCUCCCUCCUGCACUCCUCCACUGCUCCCCUCUGCACUCCUCCACUGCUCCCCUCUGCACUCCUUCACUACUCCCUCCUGCACUCCUUCACUGCUCCCUCCUGCACUCCUUCACUGCUCCCUCCUGCACUCCUCCACUGCUCCCCUCUGCACUCCUCCACUGCUCCCCUCUGCACUCCUCCACUGCUCCCCUCUGCACUCCUCCACUGCUCCCCUCUGCACUCCUUCACUACUCCCUCCUGCACUCCUUCACUGCUCCCUCCUGCACUCCUCCACUGCUCCCCUCUGCACUCCUCCACUGCUCCCCUCUGCACUCCUCCACUGCUCCCCUCUGCACUCCUCCACUGCAGGGCCGGGUCGCCUGGCGACAAGGCAGGGGCGCAUUUCACGUACACCAAGGUGUUUGGCACGGCGCAGGACAUGACCGUCAAGGACUCGCCGCAGUCGCUCGCCUCCACUCUCCUCCGCGCCACCCCCCACCCAGGUGCGCCCAUCCCCCAGCCAGGGUGCCACCCCCCAGCCAGGUCAGCCCAUCCCUGCAAGGCAGUGCCACCCCUCGCCCAUGUGCCACCCCCCACGCCCACCCAUGUUCCACCCCCCACCAUGUUCCACCCCCCACCACGUUCCACCCCCCACGAUGUGCCACCCCCCACCAUGUUCCACCCCCCACCAUGUUCCACCCCCCACCAUGUUCCACCCCCCACCCAUGUUCCACCCCCCACCCAUGUUCCACCCCCCACCAUGUUCCAUCCCCCACCCAUGUUCCACCCCCCACCAUGUGCCACCCCCCACCAUGUUCCACCCCCCACCAUGUUCCACCCCCCACCAUGUUCCACCCCCCACCAUGUUCCACCCCCCACCAUGUGCCAACCCCAACCCAUGCGCGGCCAUUCCAGGCACCAGUGGCACUGCCACGUGACAAUCACUCGCACACACACACAUGCAUGCACGGGCCAUCCGUCCUUCAAGCUGCCUCACCUCACCGUCGCUCUCCCCUCCCUCUGCAUGCGCUCUGCCAUCUCGCCUUCUGCCAUCGCCCUCUGCCAUCGCCCUCUGCCAUCUCGCCCUCUGCCAUCUCGCCUUCUGCCAUGGCCCUCUGCCAUGGCCCUCUGCUCUGCGAUGCUCAUUGCAACCAUCCCUGCAACGUGGCACUCUCUCACCCAUCCUCUCGCCUGUCUCCAUGCACUGCCCUCGCCCUGCCCACCCGCCUGCCCCCCAGCAGAGCCGCCACCAGCCACGUCUCUGCGGCCGUACGAGCAGCUGCUGGCCACGCGCUGUGCGCCCGCGUGUGCGCUGGCCAUGCUGGCCAAUGGCCGCUGCGACCCCGCAUGCAACGUGGCUACCUGUGACUUCGAUGGGGGCGACUGUGCCUGCGCCACUGCCGGCGCUGCUGGCGGCAGCAGCAGUGGAAGCGCUGGAGCCGAUGUGCAGUGGUGUGAAUGCUCGCCUGGGUGGGUGUUGCGGAUCUGUUUCCAUGCAAUGUGUGCUUUCAUGCAAUGUGUGCUUUCAUGUAAUCUGUGUUUUCUUGCAACGUGUGUUUUCUUCUCCCGCUGUUCUCCCUCCUCCCCGUCGUCCCCCUCUGCUCCCCCUCUGCUCCCUCCACUUGUGCUGUGCGCCACCCACCGGGGGGAUCUGGGUCAUGCAAUGUGUGCUUCCGUCCAACGUCUGCUUCCCCAUCCUCCCCCAUUCUCCUCCCCCUUCACGCCCCCCCCCCCCCCCCCCCCCCCCUUCUCCCCCGAAUUCUCUCGACCUUCUCCCGCUUGCUCCACAGCGUGCUGUGAGGCGGCGGGAGUGGGAGAGGGCAUCAAGGUGCCCUUCAGGCUGCGCCGCUUUGGCUCCACCGUGCAUCCCCUCGACGCCACUCCCGCCACCAACGCCUCUCUGCUGCCGCGCACUGUCUCCCAGUACAACAGGUGCCGCACUGUCUCCCAGUGCAACAGGUGCCGCACUGUCUCCCAGUACAACAGGUGCCGCACUGUCUCCCAGUACAACAGGUGCCGCACUGUCUCCCAGUACAACAGGUGCCGCACUGUCUCCCAGUACAACAGGUGCCGCACUGUCUCCCAGUACAACAGGUGCCGCACUGUCUCCCAGUACAACAGGUGCUGCACUGUCUCCCCGUACAACAGGUGCCACACUGUCUCCCAGUACAACAGGUGCCGCACUGUCUCCCAGUACAACAGGUGCCGCACUGUCUCCCAGUACAACAGGUGCCGCACUGUCUCCCAGUACAACAGGUGCCGCACUGUCUCCCCGUACAACAGGUGCCACACUGUCUCCCAGUACAACAGGUGCCGCACUGUCUCCCAGUACAACAGGUGCCGCACUGUCUCCCAGUACAACAGGUGCCGCACUGUCUCCCAGUACAACAGGUGCCGCACUGUCUCCCAGUACAACAGGUGCCGCACUGUCUCCCAGUACAACAGGUGCCGCACUGUCUCCCAGUACAACAGGUGCCGCACUGUCUCCCAGUACAACAGUGUGCUGGUGGGGCUGGUCAUUGUGCAGUACCGCUGGAACUCUGACCGCUGUGGUAACAGCAGCCCACGUCCACCAGUCCUCUCCUGCCUCCUGCAGGUUCUCCAGCCCCCUGCACCUUUUGAAUCAGGCCCCUCUCACAUACCCACAUUCACCAUUCCUCUCAUUCCUCCCCUCUCAUCCGCCGCUCCCCCCUGCCUCACCCGGCGUGGCAGGUUCCACUUCCAGGACGCAUGUGUGGGGGGGGAGUCGUCGAGGGCGUUUGGGGUGAACCCGGUGUUCCUGCCGUCCUCGUCGCUCUACAACCCCAAUGUCGCCGUCAGCAACACCACUGCCUUCACCAACCAGCCCUUCGCCAACCCCUUUGAGCUCAACGCCAAGGGGCUGCCCUUCGGCUUCCAGCAGCUCGUGAGUCCCACCUCGCCUUCACCCAUGCGCACCACCUCCCCCUCCAGUCCAGACCCCUUCCUUCCUUUGCCCGGCAGCGGGCGCUUCCCGAUCGUGUUUGACGUGAAUCUGGACAACGCGGGGGCAACGCGGCGGCUGCAGUACUUGGUGGACGGCUUCUUCAUCGACAACUACACCCGCACCAUCCACGUUGGCCUCAUCACCCGCAAUGCCAACGAGCAUCUAUUCACGGCCACCAAGGCCACCCUGACGGUGCAGUCGGGCGGCAGCAUGGAGGCGUCAUUCCAAGUGCAGCCGGUGAACGUGGAGUACUACAACAUGAAUGAGAGCAGCAACGUGCUGCGCCUCGUGGUCGAGCUGCUCUUUGUGGCCGCGGUGGCGUGGAGCAUCGUGGAGGAGGUGAAGGAGAUGCUGUGGACGUGGAAGGUGCAGCGCCGCUCCUUCUGGCACUACGCAAGCAAGGGCUGGAACUGGGUGGACUGGCUCUCCAUCGCCCUCCAGAUCACCGCCAUCGCCAUCUGGCAUACGGCACACGCCAACCACCUUCAUCUUCAUUUCAAUGGCGAGUCCUGUUGCAUGAAGUCAGCCCUCCCAAGUCUGCAUGGGUUGGUGAUGCAUGGUGUGGGCAAGGCAUGGGGUGACGACCAGCCAUGGGGUGGCGGGGCAUGGGAUGAUCAGGCAUGGGAAAAAAGCAAGAGGAUAUCAGUGGCGGUGACGCGAGCACAGGGGUUCACCAUCCAGCCUCACUACGACAUCUACUACACGCUCGACGACAACCCGCGCUACUGGUCGCUGCCCAACCCACCCGUGGGCUAUCAGGCCGCCAUGUCAGCAGUGGACACGCUUGGCUUCGUCACCAACCUCUGCGCCGUCUACUUUGCCCUUCAGGGCAUCAAACCCGACCUAACCCAGCUCUCGGGUCAUGAGCACAAAAGCCGUCUCCCAUGUGUCUCAUCUCUUGCUUAUCUUUCCCCAUCUUUCUUGUCACCAUCCGACCCCGCCAGUGUGUUCAUCAUGGUGCUGCGCCUCUUGAAGCUGAUGGACUUUCAGCCCAACAUGGGCAUCAUGACUCGCUCCCUCCGAGUCGCCAUGCCGUCUCUCCUCCACUUCUUCAUUCUCUUCUUCGUUGUCUUCGUGGCAUAUGCCAUCUACGGCUACCUGGUGUUCGGGAUGACCUUGGAGCAGUUCGUGGCUGUGUCCGUGGAGCUAGAACAGGCCGUGAAGAACAUGGCCGCAGCCAUGCAUGACAAGUUCAGCACGCUGUGGCUGUCCCUGCAGACCUGCUUCUACAUGAUCGUGGGGCAGUUCUACGUGUCGUGGUUCCAGCAGAUGGUGGGGUGGCAGUACGCGGCGGCCAUGGUGUUCUGGUUCUCCUUCGUCAUCAUCUUCUGCUUCAUCCUCUUCAACUUCCUCAUCGCCAUCAUCGUGGAUGCCUUCAUGGCCAUCAAGGAGUCAUCGGACAAAGCACCGGCAAUCUACCAGGAUAUGUACUUGAUUGUGGUGCGCUUCUUCCGCCGCGUGGCAUCGCCGUACACAAGGUACAGCCGCCUGCUGCGCCACCUCAUUCGCCUCGGAGCAGAGAACACCGCCAAUGCGGUCAUGGAGGUGAGCGGCCCGGCCAGGGAGGUGAGUGGGCAGGGAGGUGAGCGGGCAGGGAGGAGGCUGACCUCUGGCCAAAGCUUUCCUGCGUUCUUUCCUGCUCGGCGUCCCACUGCCUCUGCCCUCUUACGGAACCGCUUUCCAUCCCUUCCCAUUGUCCCAUUGUCCGCCACUCUGCAGAAAAGCCUUGGGAAGUCUGGUCAGCAAUGCCUCUCCUCGAGCUUUCAGUGCAGCAGGGAGGUGAGAGGCAGCAGGCGUGAUACUGAUGGAGAAAGGUGGGAGGAUGCUGACAGUGAUGGCGAACUGGGGAGAAUUGGAGCAGAGGAGGGAAGGGAGGAGAAAGAAGAGGAGAAGAGGGGGGGUGGUGCGACGGAAGGUGUUCCUUACAAUGCCUUGCAAGCACAGGCCCAUUUUGAUGCGCAGCAACAAGUGCUAGCCAUGGUGGGAGCAGAAGAGACUGGUUUAAUCCGGGGAGAGAGCACCAAGGGGUUGUUGGCGAGUGGUGGGGUCGCCAAGUCCCAGGCAGCCGGCAGCACCAACACUCAGCUGGCCGCCCAUGCUUCCACCACUGCUGCUGAUGCUUGCACGAUAGUUGCUGAUCCUGCCACCAUGGGUGGCAGCAUGGUAAAGCCGGCAGUGCAGAGGCGGCGGAGCUUCUGGCGGCUGAAAACGCUGGAUGAGCGGGAGACUGUGGUGGUGGUGGGGGAGAGGCAGCUCAACGCCCACUCGCUCUCUUCCAUCCUGCGCCGUGCACACGCCCGCAUGGUGAGAUGGGGGCACUGCAUGCAUGCCAAGGGAUGGGAUGAGCAUUUCAUGCACACCCGCUGGAGAUGCUCACCUGCAAACGCUGAGGGAGGCGGGGGAGUGCUGCUCACACUUCAUGCCUUUCUCUCCCAUGCCAUCCCAUCCCAUCCGCCCCUGCAGCGGCGCUCUCUCCCCGACGAGCAGGAGGAGGACCCCAUGGACGUGGCAGCGCUGGGGGCGGUGCUGCUGUCGGAGCUGGGGGAGAGCGCGCCGCCUGCCGAAGCCACGGAGGGAGGCGAGGCGGCAAAGGAGGGCGACCUGCUGGCCAUGCAGCGCCACGUGGAGGCGCUGCAGGCCGACGUGGCCCGUGGCUUCGACCAACUUCGCGAGCAGCUCAGCAGCAAGCUUCAGAGCUCCCAUCGCAUCCAGUUGGCACAAGCACCCAGUCAGGACCUCCUCCCGGACCAGCCAAGCGAUGGUCAGGAAGAGGCCGGGCGAGGAGCAUGGGAGCAGGUUUUGAUGCAGGUGGGGAAGGUUCGGGAGGAGGCUGAGAGGGAACGAGCAGAGGUUUGGGAGGUGGUGCGUGAAGUCCGACGAGAGAUACAAUUGCUACGGGCAGCAAGAGGGGAGGGGAGAUAG